AUGUGGUACGCUCCUUCCAUGGUGGUACCGAUUUAUUUAGAGGCAAACGCGCGCAGAUCCGCAGAGCCGCCUGCAGCAGUGAUGUGGCCCGUUAUACCGUUUGACCAGCACUUGUGUUUUACUAUUAACGACACGGUCGGGUAUCGGGGGCAUCACCUGUCUGUUGAGGAUGGAAGAAAAUUCCUGUUGAGCAAGUCUGUGUUUGAUCUCGUGAAAGUGAGCCACUUUCUGGAGUUGGCUGAUCCAAAGUUGCUCUGUUGGUAUCUCUCCUUAUCUGCAGAAGACAGGAAACUGAUCCAAGAAGAAGGAGGACUUCUUCAGUUUCUGCAGAGACACCCUGCUCUUGAAGUAUCUAGAAAUAUUGUUCAUUUAAAGCAGCAUGUUAUAGGACAUUGUCUUCCUGUUCCAGCAUCUGAUAUGUCAGCACACAAUAGAUCAAGACGGGCUACCUUUUCUGGGGCGUCACAGUGCGUAAAUUGUGGCACUAGCCAUCCAUCUGGUGCUAAAAAGUGCAGACGCUGUAGCACGCUUACCCUAAACCCAGAGGAAAAUGUUUGCAUAUCUGAGGAAGAAAAGACACUUCAGUUGCUACCAAACAGCAUACGAGAGGAGUUGAAUCUCUUGGAAGCCCAAGGACAGAUCAGUGAGGAUAUGUCAGUGAGGAGUUUCCAGCAGUCUGAUUGCAUGCAAAGCACCUCGAAUAAUUUGUCUGCCACUCGGAGCACCUGUUUAAGCAGUUUCCAGCAACCAGAGCAGCCAAGGAAGGACUCUAGUGAGAGCCAGAUUUUGUGUCCGAUGUGGGAGGAAAGGGUGCAGUGUGACGGGAAAGAUAUCCAAGCGUUUAAAGAUCCUUCAGCACAAGCCAGCUUUUCCCUUGACAGGGAGCUCAAGAUGCAGAGCUGCAGUCACAGGAGUGAUCAUGACCCAGUACCUCUGCUGCCAGGCACCAAUUCAAAUGUUCCUAAUUUAGAAGAGGAGGCUCAGCCAGAGUAUUACAGUUUCAACAGCACCACAAUGGAGUACACAUCUGCCCAGUGGAGUGAUGCCAUUAAUACCUCAAUGAUUGCCACUAAAGACAGCAUUGAAGCAUCUACAGCUGAUGAGCCUGUGGCCUGUGGUGCAGAGAAUGGUACAUUCCCUGAUUCUGUAUCCUUCCUCAGCAACUCCUCCGAGUGGACUGAUCUUCCAGAAGACUGCCAAAAUCUCAGUAAUGAGGAUGACCCGGAAUGUGAGUCAAAGACGGAUGAAUAUCAUAGUGUGACUGAAGAAGAAGAAGAAGAAGAAGCCUCAAGCUCAGUGGCCUGCAUUCAAUGCACUAAUCCCAGCUGGUCAGUAUCCAGCCAGUGUACUCAAGAGAGUGAGUUUACAUGUGCGGGGUGCGUUUCGUCUGCCAGCCAGAGUGAGCUAAAUGUCAAAACCACAGCAGCGUGUGAGGUCUCUCCUGUUUCCUUCAGUGUAAGCCAGGCAGUAGAUGCUAGCAAUGACUUUAGAGCUUGUUUUACAUCCACCCAGGCCACAGAAAUCACUCAGGGCUUCUUUGUGAAGCAUUGCCAAGAUGUUUCUACUGGCAGUGACUCAUGCCCUGUUAACCAGGAGACUCGGGCAAUUCAAAGGCCCACUUCUGAGAAAUGCACCAUUACUGAUGUCUACAUGUCUGACUUGGAUGCUCUUUGUGAGGAAUUUGGGAAACUCCGAAUGAUGGAAGAAGAGUUAAUGCAUUUAAAGGACGAAAUGGCAAGAUCUGGUCUUGGCAGUGCUGGAGGGCUCAGGAGUGAACAGCCGAAGAGUCACUGUAGGUGUGGUGCUGUUCCACGUGCUAGAUGGGCUGAGCUGCGUCUCCUGGCUCUGCAGUUUGCCAUGUGCCAGCAACAUUGCUGGAGGCGCUUCUAUACAUCACCACAGAGUGAAACUUCACUUCUGGGAACUCAAGCACUGCCGGAUGCAAUGUCACAAACCCUGAAGAGCCUGGAGGACAACUACCUCAAGAUGAAGAUGAAGAUACUGGAAGGGGUUCCUCUGGAUAAUCUCACACCUCUGUCUGUGGACACUGAGAGAUUAAUAACUGCAACGUGCUACAGGCCGUCUUUGAUUUAUGAGGCUUUUUUAGGUGACAUUCUGCCGGAGUCCUCAUUCAUGCCCAGUGGUCUUGAAGAUGACGGCCAGGCUUGCCAAGCUGAUGAGUUGUUGAAAUUGAACACCACAGACAAAGGAAACCUCAACGAGAAUACAACAGGUCCUCAGCAUGAUUCUGCCACAUCAUCUAAAACUGCCAGCAGUAAGAGACAUGGAGGCAUGCCUCAUUCCAGCCAAAACCCAGGAGUCUCUAGUGAGGCCAAGCCUGGUGCUCCUAAAGACCUCAAUAGCACUGAUGCCUGGUUUGAUGCAGAGGAAGAACUUGGAUGUGACCGUCAGAGUUGUAAAGAAGACAAACAAACAGGGAAGAGAGAUCAAGGGGACUCGAAGAAGGAACAAAAUGUGGAUACAAAUAGAAAGAAGGACCAAUGUUUCUUGCUUUGUGUCUCAAACUUGUCAAACCGUGUUACUGAGCGUGAUCUGCUGCUCUGGUUUGCGAAGUACCAUACCAGUCAAGUGUCCCUUUCCAAUUUUGGUGACACCAGUUUGUGUCUUCCAUGGUUGUGCUUCUUUAGAGUUGCAAUAGUGAGUGUGAGAAACCCCAAGGAUGCAGAGGCUGCAGUUAGGGAGAUGAAUGGCCAAGCCAUUCAAGGCCACACUCUCCAUGUGGAACAUGUCCACAAGUCUCCCGCAGAUGGUCAGGCCACCAGCAAAGAGUCCUGCGUUCAACUUUCCCCAGCUGCCUAUAGAACAGAAGUGCUGAUCACACAUAGCUCAAAUAAUAACGUUCGUGCCUCUCGACCCCUCCGCUGCAGUCUGGAUAAGCUUACCAACAUAUGCAGUACACCCACUGCGUCUGGUACCUGUGUGCCACAGCACUAUGGCACCAUGGGAAGCUUCGACACAAUCAUGGCCCAGUUAUCAGGGCGCCACCCAAAAAUGGGCAGACAACGGAUCAUCAGCGCUUUGCUGGAGCUGCAGGCAAAGCAUCAUGGUGUCCUCAGUGGCCUGCCCCUCAGAGAUAUAGUUGAUAUGACUUCGGAACUUCUCACUCACUCAACCACAAGCUAAACAAGACUAAGGUCACAUUGUUUUUGUUGUCUGAUUAUUUGUCCAUGUUUAGUUUUUUCAGGCAUUUAAUAGCCUUGUUAUUCUAAUUGUUUGCGGGUUUGUUUGUUUUUUUAAUUUGUGGAUUUUCAGAAAGUGUUGUUGCGUGGUAAACUUUCCAUGUUGAGCUAAUGUGUACUGAAAAGAAAAUAUGGAAAUUGUUACUUUUUUUUAGUAGGUUUGCCCUGUUAGGACUCAAACAUAGAAAAUGGUCUGUUCAAGACUGUUUAUUAUACAGUGGAGUGUCAGUUUCUUAGAAACAUCUAGCUUGCACUUGUACUAAUUGCCCAUUUCAUCAGGUACACCUACCAUACAAGUCUACUGGCUGGAAAUCAGUUUCUUUCCAGUUUGUCGACCGCUGCAAGUCAUUUGAGAGGAUGGAGGGGGACAAAAUAUACACAACAUCUAAUUAGCUACACUUAGUAAUUAAACCAGAGAACAGAUUAACUUGUAAUCAUGUAGAUGUACCUACAAAAAAGGUAUAAAUCAAGGUAUGCUUGCUUAAUUAACUGGCAGUCCACUGUUUAGUUUUCAGUACUAUGUAUAUAGUUGGCCAGAAAGGUGAAUCACAUGGCAACUGUUUUUUGCUUUUGAAA
Molecule: messenger RNA, 3776 nt
Organism: Neoarius graeffei (lesser salmon catfish)
Lineage: Eukaryota; Metazoa; Chordata; Actinopteri; Siluriformes; Ariidae
Gene: rbm44
Product: RNA binding motif protein 44
Exons: 18
Coding region: 1-3144 (1047 amino acids)
Molecular function (GO): RNA binding
Source: RefSeq, a predicted model, not a curated record